AUGAUAGCGAGCGUCUGCGAGCACGAAUUAGCCGGUGUGUACACAGGACCGGGUGUGCGUCGACCGGGUUUCCACCAGAGUAGCAUUCCACUUCGACCAAUUUGGGAGGAGCCAGGUUUUCAACCACUGGAACGACCCCGAUGGGAGACUCCCACAUAUGGGAGACAAAGCCUGCCGGUGCCUUCACCGAUUGGCCCUGGAGUCGUCGGAGUCCCCAGUGUACUAGCUAAGGCCAACGAAUCCCUUGUGGCCCAACUUGGAAUCGGAAGAACUGAACCCUUCUACUACGUCUUUAACCUCACUGCUUAUGGAAUAUAUAUUCAACCAUGGAAGUAUCCUGAUUUCCGCAAUAUUCAGGAGACCAUUAAGACACAAGCGAGGUUUAAGAUCUUCUGUUCAGCGGUGAAGACAGCCGGAUCUUUGUAUGGAUGUGGCUUGGGAGGUGCGCUUCUAGUGGACAUUGGACUGUCCCUUUUCAUGAUAGUGAUGACCGGUUACAAGACUCGACUGAAAAUGUUGAAGGAAUUAAGCGAGUAUAAACAGGCGGCUUCAUUUCGACGUUCCAAUGACAACGUCAACUCUCUUUAG
Molecule: messenger RNA, 588 nt
Organism: Rodentolepis nana
Lineage: Eukaryota; Metazoa; Platyhelminthes; Cestoda; Cyclophyllidea; Hymenolepididae
Source: the annotation of a GenBank genome assembly